AAAAGACUUUCAUAACCACCCAAUACCAGUUUUAACUGUGUGCAUAGUCCAACAACAAAACCCCACACUGUCAUAUGUUAUUUUAUUUACCUGUGUUGUAAAUGAACAAAGUAUCAGUAAACGAUUGCAUAUCGUCCUGGGCCAAGCAAAAAGAAACGCAAGUCGUUUAUUUCUGCUUGAAAUACAGUUAGCUGCAGUCUGUCAUGGAUUCUGGCAACUCAUACAAACUCACAGACGGCGGCAAGUCACAAUGGCGGUACAAGCAACAUCUGUGCAGCCUGUUUUGCGGGAUGCUCGUCUUUGCCGUUGGCAUCGCAAUUGGAGUCAUCAUCGGCUACUUCAUUCCUGGACCCAACGCCAACUGUCCACAGAACGUCCCACAACCACUUUCAGAACCACAGGGGAACAAGCCUGAACUGACGACCACCCCGGAACCAAAACCGUCUCCGGGCACCAAGGCAACCUUCUGUCCCAACGAUCAGUCGGAAAUAAAGAAAGCUAUAUCCGGCGAUAGGGGGAUUUUCGAAGUGCUCACAACGAAUGAAAUGAGUAGAGUCCGGAACGUUCUGGUACAGAAGGGAAUCGUCACCAUCCCCAGGGGUCGCCCGACUCUCACCGACGGAUACAUCUAUGGCAUGAGUCUGUAUCUCCCAUCAAAGAAGCCAGCUCUGGAACACCUGGAUAGUGGAGGACCGUCGCCGGGCCGAUAUGCAGAAGUGCACGUACAUCGCGGUAACCUCGACAAACCAGAUGUCAUGGAGUACAAAGUGGGACCUGUGGACAGCAGCAGCAUGACCGUACAUCAACUGUUGAAGGACGGCGAGGUGCACUACAACGCAAGACCAAGAGACAGUGUAGAAUACAACCACAUCAUAGACAAGCUGAAAGUUGAACUGAUGCCGCUGAGGAAACUGAUGAUGGAAAGUUUUGAUGGAGCUUAUUUUAGCGAUGGAGGUUUGACGGUUCACAUACAGUCCCCGCCAGGUUUGACCCCGGAGGUUCGAGAAAGCAGGUUCUUGUUGCAAAUUAAGAUUGAUGAAACGAGCAGAGGUCAGGAUCUACAUCCGUUGCCACUGACGGGAACGCUUCACAAUGCAGAACUGAAUGUCAGCAAGUGGUAUACCCAUAGUUUCUACUACCUCAACCAAGGACCGUUCGCGACUGCCCAGGAGCUUUUGCAAUCCUACAACAAUGGUACCAUUAGGAAGUUUGCAUUUCCAAAAGGCUAUCGAAAGACCCUCUUUCAGAAAACAUUUCCCAAACCCAAUUCUGAUAAGCCAAGGCGGUUCUCGACAACGAAAGCUCCCCCACGAACCUACAACCCAGACGGACCCCGAUUCACGGUCAACGGACACGACGUGGAGUGGAUGGGCUACUCCAUGACCUUCGGGGGAAGUCAGUUCAGGGGCCCCAGUGUUCACAAUGUGAAAUUCAAAGGGGAAAGAAUCGUUUACGAAAAUUCACUGAGUGAGUGCAAUUUAAUAUAUGCAUCAGAUACUUCUUCGUCCGCCAACACAAUUUACAUGGACGCCACCUUUGGGUUUGGCGAGUUCCAGGACUUGAUUCCAACUGUUGACUGUCCAGAACAUGGCACGAUUCUCGACGCUACUUGGUGGGAUGUUAGCCAACAAAAACCGGUAUCGGCCAGCAGUAUCUGCAUAUACGAAUCAGACGGAGAGGAACCACUGUGGAGAAGAAAGGACAGGUUCGUUGGUGGACUGCGCAACACGUUUCUGGUCGUACGUUACCCAAUGGCCGUUGGCAACUACGAUUACAUCAUCGACUACAAAUUCUACCUGGAUGGCAAGAUGGAGACGACUGUCACGGCUAGUGGGUACAUUCAGGCGAGCUUCUGGGAUCCAGAGAACCCGCACACCGGAACAGACAAAAUGUCCGACAUGUUUGGAUUCAGAAUCGGAGACUACAGCCACGGGUCCCUUCACGAUCACACUUUCGGGUUCAAGGUCGACCUGGACGUCGGCGGGACGCAGAACACCUUCGAAAAAGUCCACUGGAAAGCUGGCGACGUGCUGAAGGCCUUUCAGACACAGACCCCGGACAUGAAGGAGAAACCUGUCUACUUCCUGUACAACAAAACCAGGUAUCUGGAGUACGAGCUGAUCGCGACGGAGCAAGGGAUGAACGUCGACAUGGCGAGACCGGAGUUCUGGACCGUCGGGAACAACAACAACAAGAACAAGUGGGGCGUGAGGCGGGCGUACCACAUCAUCCACAACACUAUUGGCUCCCAGACGCUGCCCCACGACCAUAUCGCCAUGAAGGCCGUCGCCUACACCAAGUAUCACUGCCUGGUGACGAAACACAAGGACGACGAACGGUCGGUGAGCGGGGCCUACGACCAGAACCGACUGCUCGACCCCAUCGGCUCCAUCGACCGCUACGUCGACGGCGAGAACAUCACCGACGAGGACAUCGUCACGUGGCUCAGCUUCGGCUUCCUGCACGUGCCGACGAGCGAGGAUUUCCCCAUGACGAUCAGGAACACGGCGGGAUUCGUGCUCAAACCGUUCAACUACUUCGAUUCGUCGAUGGUCUUUGACGUGCCCAACUACAUCGACACCAAGAGCAACAUCAUCACAGAGCGCGUGCCUAAUCACGGAACAUGCGCAGAGCCCAGCGUCAAAAUGUGUUACUUCUGCUAGAUGUAGUGGGCGGACAUUGUGACGAAAGAUUGCUGUUCUUGUUCCUGAUGUUAAACAACUUUCUGAAGACCGCAGACUGAAAUAAUACAAAACAUUUGCUUAUUGACAUUUCUGUUAAAGUAACAAAUCCUAGUUUUUAAACACUAAGGUUUUCUGAGACCACAUACUGAAAUAAUAUAGAACCUUUGCUUAUUGACAUUUCUGUUGAAAGUAACAGACCCUAAUUUUUAAACUUUAAGGCUUUCUGAAUACCGCAGACUGAAAUAAUAUAUAUAGAACAUUUGCUUCUUGACAUUUCUGUUAAAGGGACAGAACCUAAUUGGGUUUUUUAAAACUCUAAGGCAUAUUUUUCAUUAUUAGAGCUGUUUAUGAUUACUCAAAUCAAUCAUUACUUAUAUUUCACUGUUUAGAUUAUCCAUUUCCAUACAACCAAAGUGUUUCUGUUCGUCGCGAUGUAUCUAAUACUAUGAAAUGUUUAGUUUUUUUUCAUAUUUAAAAAAAACCCGCAUGUGCAUUUGAGAAGUAACGGUUAUGGAGUCGAGUUCUAGUCUAGUUUUAAGGAUAUUUUCCCUGUUUCACAGAUUCUUGUUUCACUCAGUUGUAACUUUAUCCAACUAUGUGUUACAGGUUUGUAGAUUAACUAAACUUAGUGUCCAUUGUUUACGGGUUGAAACUAGGGUCUGCGACUUUAAAGACUUUUGGAGAUAGCAGACUGGUUUUUGAAUUACUUUUGCUAAUUCUGCUAACAAAAAAAAAAACACAAAGAAAAGCGCAGAAAAAAAGAGAGGAGAGACCAAACAUAAAGAGCAAAAGAAAAUAAUAAUAAAAAAUAAAAUAAAAAAAAAUAAGAGAAGAAAGCAAAGCAAAAAAAGCAAAAAGCAAAAAAAAAAAAAGCAACAACAUAACAUUAAUAAACAAUAUACCGGCAUAAAGCCGGACAAAUGGUCAGCGCAGGUGUGACGUCAGUUACUAAACGACCAAAACAGGCCAUCCUUCAUGGUUUGUGUUCAGAUAGAAUCACAUUAUAAACAGUAAUCGUAGCAGUAUACUAUGUAUCAAAUAGGGCCAAUGUACGUUUGAAAUACAAUGCAUAUAUAGUUAACUAAUAUACUGAACAUGAAAACAAAAUAGAGAAUAUAAUAUUUAUCAUCCCA
Molecule: messenger RNA, 3817 nt
Organism: Gigantopelta aegis
Lineage: Eukaryota; Metazoa; Mollusca; Gastropoda; Neomphalida; Peltospiridae
Product: amiloride-sensitive amine oxidase [copper-containing]-like
Exons: 2
Coding region: 204-2663 (819 amino acids)
Biological process (GO): amine metabolic process
Cellular component (GO): plasma membrane
Molecular function (GO): copper ion binding; quinone binding; primary methylamine oxidase activity
Source: RefSeq, a predicted model, not a curated record